UCAUUAGUUAUCCAUGCCUUGAGUAUCACACAAAUUCAGUGUAAAUCAAAAAUUCCUAAUGAAAUAACAUUUAAACAUCAACAUUUUUGAGAAAACUAAAUUCCAAAACUCCUCUUUCGGAACCCGCAUUUUAGCCAAAGGUAUAUUUUAAACUUGCCAUGGAUGACUUUGAUUUCAGUAGCCCACCCCCGGAGGUGCGAACCAUUCAUACCCACACGCUGAAUGAAGAGCAGGUCAAGGAUUGUGAGGCGGCCUUUGCCCUUUUCGACGACGACAAUACCAAGGUCAUUCCGAUCAAGUUACUGAGGGAUUGCCUGCGUGCCGUGGCUCACACGCCGCCGGAAAACGAGCUACAGGAUUAUAUCACCGAAAUAGAUACGGAUGGAUCCGGCGAUCUGUAUCUUAGCGAUUUCCUAUACAUCAUGUCGAAACGGUACGAGAAUUCGACGGUCGAAGAUGAGGUUAUCCUGGCUUUCAAAGUCUUUGACAAAGAUGGAUCCGGUUUCAUACACGAGAAUGAAUUCCGUCAGAUAAUGACGGACUAUGGCGACGAAAUGGAAGAGGAUGAGAUCGAGGAAAUGAUACGUGAUGCCGACGCCAACACGGAACUAAAAAUCGACUACGUUCGCUUUGUGAACAUGAUGAUGGAGACGUAACACUCUGUUGGCAAAUUUAACGAUAAGAUCUUAUGUAUGAACAUAAUCAGUUGGGAUGGUCUUUAUGAUCGUCUUCUAUACUUUGGCGCAACUAACAAUUUUGGGUCAAAAAUUUUAGUUAAAUAAAAUAAUGAAAAUAAUAGCAAAUGUACAAUGAAUAAAUGCACAAAAAAGCCAACAAAAA
This is a messenger RNA of Drosophila erecta, 840 nucleotides long. RefSeq names its product calmodulin. Gene Ontology annotation, molecular function: calcium ion binding. Gene Ontology annotation, cellular component: myosin II complex. The transcript is spliced from 2 exons. The coding region runs from base 159 to 656 and encodes 165 amino acids. NCBI's taxonomy places the organism in Eukaryota, Metazoa, Arthropoda, Insecta, Diptera, Drosophilidae. The record is from RefSeq and is a predicted model, not a curated record.